GAAUUGUGGCAGAAAGUUUGCGCAGGAUGGCCUGAUCAGUGGGGCAUCGAGCACAGGGAGAAGGCAAAGCCUGAAAAAUGAGUGAAACUCCUCCCAUGGGCAGAGAGGGAUAUACUCUGCUUCUGCAGGACUUUGUUUCACUCUUGUGGGGUUUCAUUUAGUUUUGCUUCUGAAACACAGAAAUUUGCUCUUCCGGCUGGAGAGCUGUUGUCCAGAGCACACAGGGAGCUCUGUCACUCUAGCUGCUGCCCUUAGCUUGGCCCAGCAGUCUAUAGGAGAUCCAUAUCCUUUUCUUUCCCGCUGUUUAGUCAGCUUUAUGGCAGUGGUGAAAACAGUAUGGCCCUGUUUAUUGCAGACUGUGGGUAGGAGUUGCAGAAGCGAGAGCUGGCGUGGCUAUGAAGUACAUUUAAAGCAGGAUGACUGCUUUACCUGUAUCCGUCAUCAAUCUCUUGUGGAAGGGAGGAGCAUCAGGCGUUGCUCCCAGCAGCUUCUGAGAUGCAGAUCUUCUGUCUGCUGAUGAGAUCUGGGGACUCCCCUUCAUCCAGUUCUUCCCUUCCUACUUCACUUGUCUGCAGGGCCCUGGUGCAGCUCAGGUAUGGCAGAGCCUGCCCCAGGCUCUCCGAGGGUGUCCUGAGCCCCUCCAGUCCCUCCAGCCAUGUCACAAGUUGGGAGGCAGCAUGAGUCCUUGCCUGUCUGAAGAGGCAGCACCCUUCUUUCUACGUGAAUCUGACCCUGGGUGAUGGAGGUCUUGGGGCUUCAGGGGGUGAAAUUUAAGCUGUUGGUGACUCUCCUGUUUUCUUCCCUCCAGGUAGGCAGGAGUCCCCCACAGCUGAGUGAGGCAGCAUGGCAAUGUUCUUGGGGGCCAGGAAUGCCCACUCAGUCCUGAAGCGUUUUCCCCGAGCCAACGGCUUUCUGGAGGAGAUUCGGCAGGGCACCAUCGAGCGGGAGUGCAUCGAGGAGGUCUGCAGCUAUGAGGAGGUCAAGGAAGUGUUUGAGAACAAGGAGAAGACGAUGGAGUUUUGGAAGGGCUACACCAACUCUGUCUACUCUGUCAAGGACCCCGGGCACAGCACGGAGCGCUCAGAUGCUAUGUACGUGGUGGUCCCCCUCUUGGGAGUGGCUCUUCUGAUAGUCAUCGCCCUCUUCAUCAUCUGGAGGUGCCAGCUGCAGAAGGCCACCCGCCACCGCCCUUCCUAUGCCCAGAACCGUUACCUGGCCAGCCGAACGGGACGCAGCCUCCCCAGGGUCAUGGUGUACCGGGAGCGGUCGCAAAGCCAAGGGGAAACCCAGUAUCAGCGAGAAGCCAGCAACCGGGGGGCUGGAGAUGGCAGAGCUGGGGGCACCCCCCAGCAAGACGGCACCCUCUGCCCACCAGAGCAUUCGGUCUCCGUCCUCUCCAGACUGUCCAGUGCCACCCCUCCACCUUCCUACGAGGAGGUGACGGGCCACCCGGAGAGCAGCAGUGGCGAAGAGACCAGUGUCUCCUACAGUGACCCACCACCCAAAUACGAAGAGAUCGUGGCCACUGCCCCCACUGCGGGCAAAUAGCGGGUCUGCGUCCCUCCUGCCUCUUCACACACUCACACUCACCCACCCACCCUCCCUCCCUUUGCCGUGCCCGGGACCCCCUUCAAGUGCCAGGUGGCACCCCAUCUCACCUGUACAAGCUGGUGCCAUCACACAAUAGCCUUACCCUCCGAACCAAAAAUAGCUGUCCCCAAGCGGGGUGAGGCUGGGUGGCAGGGGUGGCUCCGGAGCCAGCCAGCUGUCUCCUGCCCCUCACUCCCUGCUCACAUAAGUGCUGUAGCAGCCAGAGCAGAGCAGCAGCUUGUCCUGGCUCAUCACGGGGGUCUCCCCAUGGUGCAUUCGAUUUCCUCACCCCCCCCUCGAAAAGACAUAACAUUUCCCAUGAUUAAAACAGCCCCACUGCCUCCCUGGUGCACUGCUCAGCCUUACCCCAUGUCCUCACUGGGCCCUGUUUUGCUGCUCAGGGCUCUGAUUAGGAGUUGGGGAUGCAGGAGGGGCGUGGCAAAUUCCUGUCCAUCCCCACAGUGGGCAUCCACACUCUAUGUUUGGGGAGAAAGUGCCUCCCUUGUGUGGAUUUUCUGCCAGGUAGGAGUGGGAAGCCUGGUCCGUCCUGCAGCACCUGUAGUGCUACUCACUGUCCGGAGAUCAGGGAGGAGCAGCCAAGGAGGUGCUCUUGGAUCUCCUAGGCCCCCCUGGAAAGGGUGAAAGGCUUGUGGUAGUCUUGUACGUGAGGUAAGUGACUUUGGUGGAGCAGGUCCUUUUCCUGAUAGCUCUCCACUUUUCCCUUGCAGGGUGCUGGGCAGCUGGGGGUCUGGCUGCGGCCAGGCUGGUGGAUGGGGUCAUCUCUGACCUUGAGCCAAAGGUGAUCCCAUGAUUUUAAGCGGUGAGGAUGCUCUUUCCUGGGGUGUGGCCUGUCUGGUGGCUGCCCCAGAGGUGGGAUGCUGGCAUGGGGAGCCUGCAGAUGGGCCAGACCUCCCCUGUCCCUAGCCCAAACUUCUCUGUUCUGCCUGGCUUCUCUCUUUGGGGCUCUUUGUCCUCCAGAACAGGUAGAGGGGAACAUGAGACCCCACUCUCCCCCAGGCCCCUCUGAUGGGCAGAUUGCUUGGUGGCCAUGGCUGCGGCUGUGGCGCAGAGGGGCUGCUGAUGGAGGUGAGAGCUGACUGAUGAUGCCACAACCCAGCGAUGCCAGGGGGUUGGCAGUAGGGUCAAACCCUGACCGAGUGGUUGUGGUGCCAGGACAGGGCAGAACCUGGUGUUUUCUUGUGGGGCCAGAGUGUCCGUUUUUCCUGGGCAGCUGCUUUUGCGGUCCAGGCAACAGGACUUGUCCUUUCCUAGUCACAUCUUAUGGGUUAAAAAGGGGGUUGUGCUCAGCAACACCCCCAGGAAUAGCCCAGAAACUCCCAGCACUGCCACCCCUCGGUGUUCACCCCAGCACCAGUCUCUCCACCAGCACCAAAAGGCUAUUGUGCAUCCCUCAGCUGUCUGCACCCCGCUCGGGCCCAGGGUGCUCUCACAGCACCUGCCCUCGGCCCACACUGAGCCUUGCCCAGUGUGGCCGUUCCUGGGGCGGGACACAGGGGGGUUUUGUGGCUGCUGGCACCCUGCCUGUCCCCUCCCAGGCCUUUACUCUGCCUUUCGGCCUUAGCAAGUCAGGCUUAUGGGAAGGCCUGACAGUGAGCGUCGGGGUCAGAGCCUGGAAGAGACUGGAGGGAGAUAGAAGGGUGCUCUGCAUCCUCUGUCUUUGAUUCUCGGUCAGUAUCCUUGCAGUUUGUAUUCUGUAAAACUUGGUAUAUUUCUGUGAAAAAAGAAAAAGGUAUUUAUUAAAAAACCCUCACUGUC
This is a messenger RNA of Athene cunicularia (burrowing owl), 3366 nucleotides long. RefSeq names its product proline rich and Gla domain 3 (gene PRRG3). The coding region runs from base 844 to 1548 and encodes 234 amino acids. Lineage: Eukaryota; Metazoa; Chordata; Aves; Strigiformes; Strigidae. Gene Ontology annotation, cellular component: extracellular region. Gene Ontology annotation, molecular function: calcium ion binding. The transcript has 4 exons. The record is from RefSeq and is a predicted model, not a curated record.